ACCAAGAAAAUUUAGUCAAGAGACAACUGCGUAAUCACAUUGCAGCAGUGUUUUUUCUUGCUGCAGCAGCCGCUUGCGGAGGAGUUCUGCCCACUGCAGCGCUCUGCAGUCUCUGGCCCGCUCCCGUAGGACCCGUCACGGCAGCCAUCGUCGCCCUCUGCAUUCAGCCCAUUUCGCCGCUGUUUCAGUACGGCUUUUAAAGCCUCAGCACUGAUUUUUAUCCGUGUCAGCAGCCUCGAUCUUCGCUCUCUCAGUCCGGCCGCCACUGCUUCUUCCACCUCCGCCUCGGGCACCGCCGCUUCUGAUUUUUCGGUGAGUCUUUUCCUGCGGAGGUCAGGUCUCCUGAUCUCAGUGAUAAACACCUUAGGUGUGUGUUGUCCUUUGAAAAAUGGCCGAGUCAGCCGACCACAAGGAGCUGUCAGAAUCCGGUCAAGAAGAUGCUGGCAAAAAGAUAAUAAUGGAAGGGCCGGGGGAACAUCGAGAGUGCGGUGAAGAUGCCGCUGCUGGGCCUGGAGAUGAUGGGAAGCGCGGCGAAGAAGCCGCGGCUGGGCUAGAGGAAGAAGGGGGAAAAGGUGAAGAUGCUGCCGUUGGGUCCGGGGAAGACAGGGAAAAAGAUGUAGAUACUGAUGAGGAUUCAGACACAGACCGUCCAAAAGGACUUAUCGGUUAUCUUUUGGAUACAGACUUUGUUGAAAGUCUACCUGUGAAAGUUAAGUACCGUGUGUUAGCCCUGAAAAAGCUUCAAACUAGAGCGGCCAAUUUAGAAUCUAAGUUCCUGAGGGAAUUUCAUGACAUUGAAAGAAAGUUUGCUGAAAUGUAUCAACCUUUACUGGAAAAAAGACGUCAGAUCAUCAAUGCAAUCUAUGAGCCUACAGAAGAAGAAUGUGAAUAUAAAUCAGAUUCUGAGGACUAUGCUGAUGAAGAAAUGUAUGAUGAGGAAGAGAUGUGUAGUAAUGAGGAUGGUAUAAUACAUGAGUAUGUGGAUGAUGAUGAUGGUUAUGAGGACUAUUAUUAUGAUUAUGCUAUUGAGCAUGAUGAUGAUGAUGAUAACGAUGACGACGAUGACACUGAGGCUUCUGGAGACGACAACAAAGAAGAAGAGGAUCCUAAGGGAAUUCCUGAUUUUUGGCUGACUGUUUUAAAAAAUGUUGACACACUCACUCCUUUGAUUAAGAAAUAUGAUGAACCUAUUUUGAAGCUCUUGACAGAUAUUAAAGUGAAGCUUUCAGAUCCUGGUGAGCCUCUCAGUUUCACCCUGGAAUUUCACUUCAAACCUAAUGAAUAUUUCAAAAAUGAGCUGUUGACAAAGACCUAUGUGCUGAAGUCAAGGCUAGCAUAUUAUGAUCCUCAUCCCUAUAGGGGAACUGCAAUUGAGUAUUCCACAGGCUGUGAGAUAGAUUGGAAUGAAGGAAAGAAUGUUACUUUGAAAACCAUCAAGAAGAAGCAGAAACACCGGAUCUGGGGAACAAUUCGAACUGUGACUGAAGAUUUUCCCAAGGAUUCAUUCUUCAAUUUUUUCUCUCCUCAUGGAAUCAGCUCAAAUGGAAGGGAUGGAAAUGAUGAUUUUUUACUUGGUCACAAUUUACGUACUUACGUAAUCCCAAGAUCAGUAUUAUUUUUCUCAGGUGAUGCACUUGAAUCUCAGCAGGAGGGGGUAGUUAGGGAAGUUAAUGAUGCAAUUUAUGACAAAAUUAUUUAUGAUAAUUGGAUGGCUGCUAUUGAGGAAGUUAAGGCCUGUUGCAAAAAUCUUGAGGCAUUAGUAGAAGACAUUGAUCGCUAAAACAGGUUAUAUAUGGCCCUGAAAUUAACUGCCCCAGAUCUAGUUACUCAAGAUAUAAGAAGUCCUAUGUUCUGUAUUUUUCUUGUAUUCUCAGUUAAAAUAUAUGUAUGAGAAAUAUAACACAAGUUCAAAUACUAAUUAACUUGACCUUGCAUUUUAGUAGUAGAGUGUUUUCAAGAAAUGUAGACUGUGACAAAUUAUUUAAGACAUUAAUAUUGUAUUGUGUAGUUUAAUCCUUCUGAAGUGCUUCUGUCAUGUAGCUAUUAAUCUGUGGCUGUGACUAUUAUCAAAAAUGCUAAAUGAGGUCAAUAUUUGGAAAGUAAAUCUUGGGAAGCAUCCCAAGGGUUUUUGUUGUUAUUGUUUUAUUUUUCAUUUUUGUGUUUUUAGUCCUUUAGCUAGUGGUUUUAAUUUUGUUGUGCCUGCUUCAUUUCGCAAUAAAAAUACAACAGAAUUUAAAACUUGAUUGCUUAAGAAGAGGCCUGCAUGUGGUUAAGAAUUUCAGGCAAAAUCACAUUUAUUGUUAAUAACAGCUUGUUCAUAGGCUCUUGUAUUUUAUGUGACUGUGAUAAAUAAUGAAACUUAAUCAUACUGAGUUAUUGUUUAUCCGUGAAUUGAUCAUUACAGUAUUUUCAAAAGUUUGCACUACUGUGUAUAAUUCUCUUUCCCUAUAGUAUAUUGAAUCAUUCAUUGAAAGUGGUCACUUUAGCAUUUUGAAAAGAUAUUUCAUGUUCUUUCAUUGCAAAAUAAAAUGAAUACAAAUUCCAGAGUGCUUCAUGCUUAAAAA
Carlito syrichta (Philippine tarsier) is the source of this 2564-nucleotide messenger RNA. It is a transcript of the gene NAP1L2, whose product is annotated as nucleosome assembly protein 1 like 2. Gene Ontology annotation, molecular function: chromatin binding; histone binding. The transcript has a single exon. The coding region runs from base 389 to 1780 and encodes 463 amino acids. Gene Ontology annotation, biological process: nucleosome assembly. Lineage: Eukaryota; Metazoa; Chordata; Mammalia; Primates; Tarsiidae. The record is from RefSeq and is a predicted model, not a curated record. Gene Ontology annotation, cellular component: nucleus; chromatin.